UAAGAAAGCUAUGGAUCCAAUUACAUCACACACCACUGAAGUGGUAGAGCCUCAAAAGAAGGGUACUACGAAACAGCGCGUGGAUGCGCUUGAUGAGACAGCUACUAGGUUGUGCUAUGCUGUGGAAGGUCUCGAGAAAAAAGUCGAGAUGGCCGAAUCUGAGAUUUGUGGAUUACACAUCCAAUUGGAUGAAAGCCAAAGAGCUUGCGCAGCAAUGACGGAAGCUGCUGCAAUCAUUCCUGAUCUGCAGGAUGAAAUGGAAGCGUUGAGAGCUCAAUUGCGAGUACUCCAACGUGCGGUGGGCAAUGGGCAAGCUCCCGCACACGAGUAUGCUCCUAGACUCAGAAUUCCUGAACCGUGUACCUAUGGAGGGGCACGUGAUGCAAAAGAAGUCGAAAACUUCUUAUUUGAUAUGGAACAGUACUUUCUAGUAGCUUCGAUCGAAGAUGAAGCUAGAAAGGUAACCACAGCUACCAUGUAUUUGGGUGGAGAUACAAAAUUAUGGUGGCGAACCAAAUAUGCGGACAUUCAGGCCCACAGGAUUCGAAUUGAUUCUUGGGAUCUCCUCAAGGAAGCGAUCAGAUCGCAGUUUUUCCCAAAAAAUGUCGAGUAUCAGGCUCGACGAGCUCUUCGAGACCUGAAACACACGAGCUCUAUUAGAGAAUAUGUGAAAUCCUUCUCAGGGCAUAUGCUGAAUAUUCGAGAUCUGUCAGAAAAGGAUAAGCUCUUCACCUUUAUGGAAGGGUUGAAACCGUGGACACGCACGGAACUUCAAAGACAGAAGGUUACUGAUUUAAGCACGGCCAUGGGAGCCGCUGAAUGCUUGAGCGACUACCAAACAGAAUCUAGAAAAGAUCGACCUUCGGGGAGUAAUCAAGCAAUUGGAGGUGGCAGAUCAUCAGAAAAAGGCGGGCUUGCUGGAGCCCCUUUCCGUUCCAUCCCGGCCAUUUGA
Olea europaea var. sylvestris is the source of this 952-nucleotide messenger RNA. RefSeq lists its product as uncharacterized. Lineage: Eukaryota; Viridiplantae; Streptophyta; Magnoliopsida; Lamiales; Oleaceae. Bases 11 to 952 code for a protein of 313 amino acids. The transcript has 3 exons. The record is from RefSeq and is a predicted model, not a curated record.